AUGAUUGAUUGGUGCAGUUAUGAGAGCAGGCAGCCAGAACGUAGGACUAUUGUCCUCUUAGAAAACCAGGAAAUGCAUACGGAAUGGGAAGGGCAGCUUUCUGACGGUGACGACCUCCUCCCGAGAACAGCCUCUCGCAAAGGACUUCUCCAUCCCUCUCCUGAAGAGAAGAGGAACCACAAGAAGAAGCACCUGGUGCAGAGCCCCAACUCCUACUUCAUGGAUGUGAAAUGCCCAGGAUGCUAUAAAAUCACUACGGUCUUUAGCCAUGCACAGACAGUAGUUUUGUGUGUUGGUUGCUCCACUGUCCUCUGCCAGCCUACAGGAGGGAAAGCAAGGCUUACAGAAGGAUGUUCCUUCAGAAGGAAGCAGCACUAAAAGCACCGAGAACCAAGAUGAGUGGGAAACCAUCCCAAUAAACACAUUUUGGAUA
Molecule: messenger RNA, 433 nt
Organism: Perognathus longimembris pacificus (Pacific pocket mouse)
Lineage: Eukaryota; Metazoa; Chordata; Mammalia; Rodentia; Heteromyidae
Product: 40S ribosomal protein S27-like
Exons: 2
Coding region: 1-378 (125 amino acids)
Biological process (GO): translation; ribosomal small subunit assembly
Cellular component (GO): cytosolic small ribosomal subunit; ribosome
Molecular function (GO): structural constituent of ribosome; RNA binding
Source: RefSeq, a predicted model, not a curated record